This is a messenger RNA of Ornithorhynchus anatinus (platypus), 2209 nucleotides long. RefSeq names its product DEP domain containing 4 (gene DEPDC4). The record is from RefSeq and is a predicted model, not a curated record. The transcript is spliced from 9 exons. Lineage: Eukaryota; Metazoa; Chordata; Mammalia; Monotremata; Ornithorhynchidae. Gene Ontology annotation, biological process: intracellular signal transduction. The coding region runs from base 38 to 1621 and encodes 527 amino acids.
GGGCGGCAGGUGCCGGGCCGCGCAUGCGCCGGAGGACAUGGCGCUCCUUUUGAGCCCGCGCUUUCGGCCGCUCGGCGAGGCCCGGGCUCCCAAGAAGAGGAUCAGGACCGGCACGGUUACAGGAGUCUCCGGUCCUUUUCAAGCCACUCAGCUGUGGAACGGUGUCAUCCGUGCCCUUCAGACCCAGGUGGAAACCAAAAGAAGGCGGCAGCACCUGCGGGCCUACAGGGCCUGCUUCACGGGGGCCGACGCCGUGGACGUGGUGUUGAGUCACCUGAUGCAGAAUGGGCCCCUCGGCUCCCAUGACCUCUCCCGGAUUAAGGGAGCCCGGCUGUGCCAAGCCCUCAUGGAUCGGAAGAUCUUUGAACCCGUCGGGACGAAGCUGUUCCGAAGUGAAAGGGAGGUGGAAUUCGAAGAUGCGAAUAGUAGUCUUUACAGGUUUCCCGACAGCAGCCCCCCUCCCAGCCUGUGGGAGGAGAAUACAGGGGUCGAAAAUGCAGGACCUGAUGAGAGAGAUGCAAAAAGAGAGGCAAGAAUUGAAGCAGAAACGAUAACCAAUCCUCUAGCACAAGAAAUGAUUGAUAUAGGAAUAGAAGACUUUAUUCAAAGGGCAAAUGGGAAUCCGAAUUUCCAUGCAAAUAUCACGGUUAAUAAGUCGGUCCACCCAUUUCCCAAAAAAGCUGUGGAAGAAAUCUGGAAACAGCAGACAUUGUUACGGCUUCUUCAGUUAAUUCACCUUCCUUUCUUGGAAGGUGUUUUGGAGUCUCCCAUCAAAAGACUAAACCCUCAGUUGAUCAGAGAAGAUGAUCUUAUAAUCUCUAACACUUUUCUGGACAGAGAAGUUACCCUGGGCUUAAAUUUGCCAGUUACUGACAAAUGGCUUAGUGCAGCAAUUGAAUGUUUGGAAUAUUUCCCAGACCAGCUGUUUGUGAUGGUGAGCCAACAGUUAGUUCAGAAUACUAAUGAAGAAUUAGAAUUGAAUAUGCAGAAGAAGAUACUCUUUGAUGUUAUAGUUAAAUAUUACAAUCAGAAGAGAGACUGCCUCCUCACCGACUGUUAUUCUGAUGUUCAUUCAGGAAUACUCGAACUUCUGGAGGAUGGUAAGAAGGGGAAAGCUCUGGAGGCAUCACAGCUAUUCUUACGAUUACUUCUGCCAAAUGUUAGAGAAGAACUGCGAAGGCUACUUACUUUUAUGGCAGUUGCAUCCAAACCAGAUAGCUACAAAAUACAAAAACAGUUUGAUAAUAAAUCAGUGGUUAUGAAAACUCUUGCCAAAGCAGUUUUACAACCCAAAUCAUUGUUAAAAGUACAGACUGAACAUUUAAUUAAUUUUCUUCUGGAAAACCACUCUGAACUUUUCAAGACACCUUUGAUUUUGUUGGAAAUGGUCAGUAAGAAAUUUAGAAGCCUAUUGGAUGGAGAAGAUCCAGAUGCCACAACAGGAUUUAUAUUUUGCCAACGUUUGCCCGGUAGAGAUUACGAAAGGCAAAAGCAGACAACAAUUCAACAUCUCCAGCAGUUGAUUCAUGAAAUUAAUAGUAAUUCCAGCAUUCCUCUUAAACAGAAGAAAAAAUUGCUUAAGGAAUUUCAGAAACACCAUCCUCCAGCUUUUGACCUCUAGGAUGAAAAUGUAUUUUCUCUUGGGACUUAGUGCAAAAUAAGGAACCAUUUUCUCUAUAUCCCUGGUUUUAUCCAAAUGGUGGUGCUUUUAAUUAAGAAAAUCUACUGCAAAAUAUAACCUCAGGAGGGAGAACAUAAAAUUUUGAAAAGCAAAAACUAUUUUUAAAAGACUAUUCUAAAACUACUUGCACUAUCAUGCUACUGAUUCAUUUUGCUACUCUAUAAUUAUACUGAGUAAUACAAUAGUUAAGUGUUUGUUAAAAUUAGGAAUUUGAUGCAAGUCUCUUAGAAACGUAUUAAUUUCUUUAAAAGAAUAUCUUGCAGAAAUUUUAAAGACAUAUCUCUUUCCACUCCCAAUUCAUUAUUUCCAGGUUAUUCUUUCGCUGCUAUAAUUUAAAUGAUUUGUAUUUAAAUGGUUUAUGGUUUGUGUCCACUUGGAAAGUUAUACUGUUUUUAACAAUUUCAUACUGAUUUUUAUUGCAAAUUUAUUGUAUAUCUAUUCUUACUGCUGUUUUUACUCAGAUGAAACACAAGAGAAAGCUGCUUGGGGGGAGCAGCAUGGCAUAGUGGAUAGAGCCCAGGCCUGGGA